GCUCUUGUCCUCUUUCAAGAAGUCGUGUUUCGACAUCAUGUAACUUGUCAAAAACAUUGCUAGACGAUACACAUUGAUUGAUUGGAAAGGCUAGUCGAGCUUAUUGGACCUUAGCUUUGUUCUGUGCAAACAUGCUUCGACUUUGUAUUUACACCUUCUUCUUAUAUGGUUACAUCGUUUGCAUGGAAAAUCCAGAAAUCUACCUCAACGAGCUUCGAAAAGAUCUGGUGACAGACCCCAACGAGUUACAACUUCAGCCCAAGGUUCCAUCUCUAUACAAGUUGGCUCAACUUGAUUCAAUGCUUCUCGGAAGUUUGGUUCAAACCAAAUUCUCUUCCAAAGAGGAGCUUGAAAGCAUUCAUCCAGUCCAAAUUGUCGUGGGAAAGAUAAUUGGAGGGCCAUUUUCAAUGAAGCAAGCCAUUCGUGUUGCUGGGAUCGAAGUGAUCAAACGGAUAUUCGGGCAUGAAUCCUCAACGCAAGGUACAAAUCGGCGAAAAACGAUGGUCAAAAGGUCAGUCGGGAAUGACCUGGAUACGGUUGAUACCAAGGCCGUGGACUCUGCUCCAGUCAGAUCGAAACGUCAAAACCACGAAGAGCCACUUUCAAAGCUCUCUGGAGAAGCUUCCUAUGAUUUAUUUUCUAACCAGAUUCCUUGGUGGAAACCCCCUAGAAGGAAUCGGAGUUCAAUCCCUCCAAAAACGUUGGACGAACCUUUUUUGCAUGUGGAUCAUGCGUUUGGUGUUGACAAUCCAAUUCGAACUCUGUUUUAUCUUAACCGAUUUCCGGAAUUGGUGAAGGGCAAAGUUAUCGCCGGUGACACUAAGGAAAUUACUUUGAUUUCGGACCGAGAGUUGAAAGACAUUAAUCAAGCUUGGAUUAGGGGGAAAAUUCCACAUUUUGGCAGAAGCUCUUCAUCAAAUAUGAGAAAGAACCCCUUUCAAAGGCCAAAGGCCAAGGAUCAAACGAGUGAGAGCAUUCGCAGUCGUGAAAGUGUUAAAGAUCUUGACCUGGGAGAGGGUUAUUUUCCCCAGAAAAGGUCAGAUGAUUCAAUUACUUUCGUUCCUGGCGAAGAAAACCUAUGAAGAAUUCGAUAGCAUUGAAAUUAUCGUACCAUAUCCAAGCUUUUUGGAAUAAGGUUGAAAAUUUAGAUUCAAAAUUCGGACCAAACGACAAUAAGGAAUAAAUGACCGAUUUCAUUGUGUGAA
Molecule: messenger RNA, 1205 nt
Organism: Tigriopus californicus
Lineage: Eukaryota; Metazoa; Arthropoda; Copepoda; Harpacticoida; Harpacticidae
Exons: 2
Coding region: 132-1082 (316 amino acids)
Source: RefSeq, a predicted model, not a curated record